Molecule: messenger RNA, 741 nt
Organism: Caenorhabditis elegans
Lineage: Eukaryota; Metazoa; Nematoda; Chromadorea; Rhabditida; Rhabditidae
Gene: Y110A2AL.5
Product: PAN-3 domain-containing protein
Exons: 3
Coding region: 1-741 (246 amino acids)
Source: RefSeq, marked reviewed
AUGAAGUUCUUCUACCUUACCAUUGCCCUUUUACUAUAUAAGCUACCUGAAGCCGAUUCCCAGGCGUUCACCAUGGUUGUAAUGGAGGGAUCAGUUGCAACCGAGGUCCCUUCAGUCAGAGGGACGGUAAAUGAGACCUUUAAUUGUACGGCUGCCUGCGCCAACGACACUGAAUGUAUUCUGGCCUACUGGGAUAGUGAUAACAAGUGCGUCAACUACAAGUAUUCGGAAUUUGAUGGUGGUAACAAUAUCAAAGUGGAUCUUUCAUCCAAGGAGUUCAAAGUGGCGAUCAAGACCAAUAAAAUCGAUCAAUGCCCAUCAGAUACCACCCCCUUCGGCAAUUAUCCUUAUAUGGACAUCCGUAACGGAGCCAACUUGGCCUAUGAAUGGGUCCCUAGUGGGAACGAGCUGACCCUGGUGAAUCCUUGCCCCGCUCCUGGACAGCCAUUCAGACGCACUGAGUCUCUAGUGGUUUGCAUUUGGACUUUUAAUGAAACAGUUGCGACUCGAGAAGAGGCUAAGACAUUCUGUAUUGGCAAGGGCCUGAAACUCACUGGCAUUGCUAAUAAAGAUGAGAUACUAGCACUGGGAGGAGUGUGCUUAGAUAAAGAAAGGUGUUGGGUUGAUGGAUACGCUCCCAGCUGUACUACAGGAAGUUGCACUGCGUCGCAAUAUACAUUCGAAGAUGGCUACACGAUCACGGAAAUUGGGCCAUUUUAUGAAAAUGGAAAGGCGGUGUAA